CUUCGAGGAACACAGCCUACGUCAUCACGUAGAGUUUGAACGUGGCGGCAGCGUCUCAGUGAAGCCAAAGUUUUCCUCUGAGCUCGCUGGUUCGUAUUAGCGUGUUAAAGAGUGUAAAAACUGUGUGUUAUGACUGAAUGCGGUUACUGAAGGAAAUAUUUAAUGUAUGAUGACGUCUGUUGUUUCUGAACAAACCGAUCAAACACUGCUGUCAUAGAGAUAUCCUCUCUCUGCGAUGUCCUGCAAGUUAAGUGGCCUCUUCAGUAUUGGGGAAGACUUUGAUGAUGAGGAUCUGCUGGGGGCAGACUGGGCUGUCCCCUCUGCGUCUGGACCAGCCGAUGUGGCAGCUGCUGUGUCAUCCUGCACUCUGCGGGCCGCCUCUGUGCCUCACAGAGAGGCGGAGAGAAAUGGCCAUCAGCAGAGUGGAGAGAGAUCAGCUGCUCUGCGUGACAGUUUAGCAUUGAGGAGCAGCACACACGCCACCACCGCUGCUGCUGAAAAAACUGUCGCUGUAGGUUUGAGACAGCUCUCCUCCCCGUCUUCCUCUGCUCAGCCCCAGUCACUCCCUCCUCCUCAGCCUCCUCGUUCCUCAUCGAUCAAUAACACCGUGCCUAAUCUGGCCACACAACACAGUCAUGGUAAUAUUGAGCGGCCGCUGAAGCCCAGCGUGGGUCAGGAUGACUUUGAUGAUUGGGAUGUCGACCUGGCAGACCUGGAUGAGUUUGACAGCCAGCCCGGUGCUUCAGCAAAACAUGUGCCAGCAGCUGAUUCUGCAUCAUCAGCCAAAACACUGCGACCCCCAGCUUGUCAGGGGAUUCAAACUGGACCCACUGUGAGCCUGAGAGGACUCAGCACCACACACCAGACCCCUUUCUCAUCUAGUCACAUCUUACCGCCUCAGCGUCCCUCCACUCCAUUUCUGCACCCCCCAAAUCCACGCCCUCCGAUUAUGUCAGCACGUCCACAGACUUCAGGUGUUUCACCUGGCUUUAGUAGGACUCCUCCGGUCCCCAGCCACAUUUCCAGGACACUUAUCAGGCCCCAGCAGCCACAGAGACAAUGGAGAACUCCAGGACCCUCUCCUCAGGCACGUGGCCUCUUUGAAACUGUCUCCCCAGCUCCCUCUCCCUCUCCCCCUUCCACUCUGCACCCCUUUCCCCUCCACACGCCAGUCCUCACCAACCGUCUGGUCCAGCUGGUAUCAGCAUCAAAUAAGCUUCCAAAGAAGAGGCCUCGCUCUGAGCCUCACAGACCCAGGACCCGGCGCUUCCCUGGCCCCGCUGGACUCCUGCCACAGCAGCCCCAGGGCCCGAGCCUGGAUGAGAUCGUGGUUUCUGUUCCUGUGGCUCCUGCUCACGGUGCUGCUGCCCGGUUACCCAGCCAGGGCUCCAGCUCGCAGACCGAGGAGGAAGACUUCUGCGGCGGCGCCUGGGCUGCGAUGAAGUCCGAGAUGGGAUUGGACGAGAGGAACCCCUCCUGCUUCCUGCACUCGUACAGCGUCGUCAUGGUUCUCCGAAAGGCCGUGCUGAAACAGCUGGCGAGAAACAAAGUGCCCAACAUGGCCGUCCUCCUGAAGAGCAUUGUCCACACACACGCUGACGCCAAGGCUGUGUUUAAAGACCCUACAGGGGAGAUUCAGGGGACGGUGCAUCGACGCCUCCUAGAGGACCGGGUGGAGGAGCUGAAGGUCGGAGCUGUGCUGCUGCUCAAACAAGUGGGUGUGUUCUCCCCCUCCCACCGCAACCAUUACCUGAACGUGACGUCCAACAACCUCCUGAGGAUCUACGCCCCCGAUGGCGUCGGCCUGUCCUCCACUCAGCUCCCCCCAAUCGUCCUGGAGCCCAUGUUGCCGUCAGACGCUCGCUCUCGUGGCGUCAGCCGGGAGCCGGUGUCUCGGAUGCAGCUGAUGUUUGACGAGGAGGACGAUGAGGGAGGCGAAGACCCUGAAGUCCCCAUGGACACUGGAGCUGGCUCCAGCAGAGGCCCCCAAGAGGCUACUGGGAAGUUAUCAGCACAGGACUCGGGCUGGGAUGCAGACGAUGACCUGGAUGAUCUGCUGGGAGACUUACCUGAGGACACCUACAGUGUUUGAUGUCACUUUAAAGACUCACCUCCUGCACAGACUCUGCUCCAGUCACACACAUCACUUUGUCCUUUUGUAUAUGUUGUAAAGAUGCUUCUGACGUCCAGUUCAUAAACACCACUGAGAAUAAUUUAUGUGUGUGUGCUGUGUCAUUGAGCGGCUGCUUCCUGUUGUGUAUCCAUCAUCAGUGAUGUACAGCAAAGCCACUUUUUGCUCAUUUUCUAAAUACAUAACUCCAAAAACGAGCUCUCAGAAGCAUAAUUAGCUUCAGAUUGUGUUUGUGUGAUGCAUUUAUGAUUCAGUCCUCUUCUCUUCUUUACAUUCUGAUCCAUUGUUGCACUUUUCUUCAGUGACUUUGAAAUCUAGGACUCAUCUAAACAGCAUUGAUUAGCUAAUUAUGCAAAAUGAAAGAGAGGUGAAGUGGGUGCGUCUUCCUCGUCCUCUGCCUCCAGUCCCCCGGUCCUCUGACUGCAGUGGAUAAACUGUAACCCCGGCCUGUUUGCCAUGCAUUAAGAGGUGUAUCAGAGGUUUUCAGGCGGGGGAUUGCUGGGCAGCGGUCCCAUGUGGAUUCACUGACCGAAAAACUGUUUACCCAGCCCUGUCUGCAGAGAGCCGGAGCCAUCAUAGUGCAGUGGUGGUGUGUCUAACAGGCUCUUUACCGUAUGGAGAAUUUCCCAACAGGAUCUGAGACCUACAUGCAGACUCCUCCACCACCUCUGCCUCACAGAUUCAGGGACAUUCAGGGUAAUCCUCUAAGUCUUUUUGUGUUUUCUGUUUAAUGCUGCUGCUUAAAUUGCCUGUUUUAUGUUGCACAGACACAAUAUGGGGAUAAUGUUGUUUUAUCACUGAAAAUGCUUUUCUGUUCUUUGUUGUUCGACUGGAAAAAAGAAGCGUUUAAAUUACAGUCUGUAAAUAUUUAAACAGCAUGUGUUGUUUUGGCUCUGUACUCCUGCACAGUGGAUCUUAAACACUACUGUGCAGUGACUCUGUGGGUAAAGUGCUGACCCCAGGAUUAAAGUUGUGUGCAUUCUUUGUUUAUGUUAAAAAAGUGUUGGUAUCUUUAUAAAACUGGUAAAAGUU
Molecule: messenger RNA, 3163 nt
Organism: Notolabrus celidotus (New Zealand spotty)
Lineage: Eukaryota; Metazoa; Chordata; Actinopteri; Labriformes; Labridae
Gene: hrob
Product: homologous recombination factor with OB-fold
Exons: 10
Coding region: 236-2092 (618 amino acids)
Biological process (GO): recombinational repair
Source: RefSeq, a predicted model, not a curated record